This is a messenger RNA of Sphaeroforma arctica JP610, 249 nucleotides long. RefSeq lists its product as hypothetical. Gene Ontology annotation, biological process: resolution of meiotic recombination intermediates; DNA topological change; sister chromatid segregation. Gene Ontology annotation, molecular function: DNA binding; ATP binding; DNA topoisomerase type II (double strand cut, ATP-hydrolyzing) activity. Lineage: Eukaryota; Ichthyosporea; Ichthyophonida. Gene Ontology annotation, cellular component: nucleus. The annotation marks the transcript as partial. The transcript has a single exon. The record is from RefSeq and is a predicted model, not a curated record.
UUUACAAAGCUCGAUGAUGCCCAAGCCGCUGGUACACGUGAGAGCAACAAGUGCGUGCUCAUCCUAACGGAGGGAGACUCGGCCAAGACCCUUGCUGUCAGCGGACUCAGUGACGUAGGUCGCAAGUACUUGGGGGUGUUCCCUUUACGAAGCAAGCUGCUUAAUAUCCAGCAGGCGUCCGGUUCGGUCGUUGCGGCCAACGCGGAGGUCCAGAACCUAAUCAAAAUUCUGGGGCUCAAAAAAAGAUGA